This is a messenger RNA of Mya arenaria, 3811 nucleotides long. RefSeq lists its product as uncharacterized. The coding region runs from base 74 to 1603 and encodes 509 amino acids. The record is from RefSeq and is a predicted model, not a curated record. Gene Ontology annotation, molecular function: DNA-binding transcription factor activity. The transcript has 11 exons. Lineage: Eukaryota; Metazoa; Mollusca; Bivalvia; Myida; Myidae.
UCGAUACUCAACACAAGUUUACAAGAAUUAUUCCAGCGUUUUUUUGAACAUCUAAGUUUGAUGAGCUGGCACGAUGGAUGAGUUUGCAACAAUUAAGUCGAUCCAAGGAUAUGAAGCCAUUCUGAAUACUGUACUUAAGAACCAGAUUAAAAUACUGGUGGAUCAGCUCUAUGAACAAACUGGAGAAGAAGCAUUCCUGUUAACGGCCAGUUUGAAAGAGGGAACGUUCUCCUACCUGGGGUCCAAGUAUGGAAAAGAUUUCCUCGAAAAAAAUAGCAAGUUUAAAACAGAGUUCUUUGGAUAUUGUCUGAGUGAACAAAAGAAGUAUGAAGACACACUACCAAUUCUGGGUAAAAGAAAACUGAACUCCACACCAAACAAACCCCCUGUGAGGUUCAAGAAGAUGAAGAUCUUUAGCACAGACCCUACUGCUCAAGAGACCUCAAUGGCCACAUCAACUGUACAAUCCCAGCUGCAGUCCCUCAGUCCACUCAAAGCUGUACCCGUUGCAUCAGGCAUGCCUCAGGAAAUUUUGACAGUGAUGCCCCAACCAGAUGGAACAUACUCUUGUGUAGAUAGCUUCUACCUUGAAAAUUCAGAGACAGGGGAUGGAAUGCAGUUUCUUGCAGUGCCAAUUGAGGAAGGUGGUGAUGAUAAUGAAAAUGAAACCCACGACGAGGAACAAGAGGAAAUUGAACCAUUUGUGCCUCUUGAAAUGGAGGAACACAUGAAGGUCUAUGACAACGUCGAAGAUGUGAAUAAAGCCAUUAGAGAGUAUGAAAUACAGACUUCUUCCCGAUUCUCUGCAUUCUCGUCAACCAAAAACUUUGGAAAUUCAGCUUUACCAUCUGGAAAAAAGAAAUUUAACUACACAAAUUCAGAAGCACCCUAUACAAUACUUGGCAAGAAAGUUCUGUAUUGUCAUCUUGGAAUUUUGAAAGGGGACCGAAUUAAGGGAUUUAGAUCGAAAAAAAAGACUCCUAAAGCGGACCAUGACAAAUAUGCAAAGAAAGAUGGUGACGACAAUGAAGGUACGAAAACUGUUAAGGAACGCCAUGUGGGUACGAUCACAGAAAAGUGGGGUUGUCGGGCAAGAAUUGUCAUCAAGGAGGUGCUGACGUUUCCUCUUAUCGCAGAAUGUGAAUACAGGGCCGAAAAGAAGAGGGCAUUGCAAGAGUUUAAGAAUAACAUGGAAGAAUCCGGACAACGGAAGUUCUUUACCUUUUUCCCAGCGACAAACUCCCAUUCUGAACAUCCCAAUGCUAACAGUGAGAGAAUGGAUCCAAUUCUGAUCAAGAAAGUCGAAGAGUUGGUAAAGCAAGGCAUCACGGACAAUGACGAAAUUAAGCAACACUUGACAGAGUUUGUGCACGCAACAAUUGGACCUAAUGUUCCAAGAAAUAAUCAUCGGUUCUUUCCUUUGCAAAGGAUACUUAGAAACCAUAUAAGGAGAUGUGAGAAUCAGUUUUUGGGACCAAGACCUAAACCAGUUCGACCACAAUCAGCGAGAGUUAGAAAGAGGAAGAAGCAGCAAUCUUCUGUGGUUGACACGUUAGUGCCAAAUGUGCCCCGUGAGCAGGACUUUCUGGUGUUUAUGCAGUAAACUGUGAUCUCUAGUACUACUUGUGUGCUUGAUUUGUGACAGUCAAGAAAAAAUAACCAAAUUCAACAUGUGUAAGAAGAAAAAGUAGAAGAAUUUUAUUUACCGGUAGCUACAACCUUACAGCCCAGGGUUUCUAAAAGUUUGAAAUCUCAGUUAAACUUGUACAUUUUUAUCAACAUUUAACUAUUUAUAUAUUUUGAUCAGUUUGAGCAUAAAUUAUUAUUAAAACGCAAUAAUUCUUAAACAUGUUAAUGGCUAUUCCAGUAACACAUAUAACCCACGGGGGAAAGGCAAUUAUUUUCGAAGCAUAUGGGUGGGUGUCUUUUUUUCACUAAUUUGGACCCCAAAAGGGUAAAUUUGCUUCUUUAGGGGGUAGAUAUAAUUCAAAAGUGCUGCAUUCCCCCAGGUUGUUAUACAUUUAAAUGUAAUAGUCCAAACAUGUAAGUAGGGUGUAAAAGAACCAAGGUCUUAGAGUGGUAAUUAUUUUCCAUUUAUUUGUAUUUUGCUUUUCAUUUUUCUGAAAUUAUGCAAACGGGGGUCAUCAUUUUCAGCUCAUCUGUUUGGCGUUGUUGUUUUUAUUCAAAGAAAACAAUGUGGUAUCAUCAUAGCCUUAGUGUUGUUAUUGUUGGCAGCAUCUUAGGACAACAACAAAAAUCACCAGCAAUGAAUCAAAAGCUGUUAAUUAGAUCAAACUUGGUACACAUUCUGCAAGUGACAAUGUGUACAUGUACAGUAAGGCUUUCAAGGGGCUAGGAACCAGAUGAUUCAUUUGCAAGAGAAUAAGAAAUUUGUCAAAAGCUUGACAUUAAAAGUGACAUUGCUGUGUACAUCCCAUUGAAUCUUACUUAUGAUGUAUCACAUUGCUUACGACACUCACAUCUUUCGCAGUUUUUGCACAUUUUGCCAAUUCGAAAUUUACUUUGGUUGUCUACCAUGUAAAUCCCAGUAAAUUUAAAUAUAAUGUCGGUAUAUUGAUCUAAACUCAUAAGCGGAUAUGAUUUAAACUGGGAAACCAUAACAUGUUAUUUUUAAAGGGGGAAACACAGAUGAGACUGCAACAUGAUUGUUGCAUUUAUUACUUUAACCAUGUAAAGUGCCAUCGGCCUCUUACUAGCUCACAUUGACAAUUUUAGGCUUGUUUUAAGGAAACACUGCAUUUGCCAAUAUUUUGACUAUCUGGUGACUGCAUUUGCCACUAUUUUGACUAUCUGGUGACUGCAUUUGCCUAUAUUUUGACUAUCUGGUGACUGCAUUUGCCUAUAUUUUGACUAUCUGGUGACUGCAUUUGCCAAUAUUUUGACUAUCUGGUGACUGCAUUUGCCUAUAUUUUGACUAUCUGGUGACUGCAUUUGCCUAUAUUUUGACUAUCUGGUGACUGCAUUUGCCUAUAUUUUGACUAUAUGGUGUCUGCAUUUGCCUAUAUUUUGACUAUCUGGUGACUGCAUUUGCCUAUAUUUUGACUAUCUGGUGACUGCAUUUGCCUAUAUUUUGACUAUCUGGUGUCUAGCCCCUUAAAUAAUUAUUCAGUUACGACCUUUUUUACUAAAAAAUGCAUAACAUGACUAACUGUUGCACUCCUAUUGUUCUCUUAAGAUAUGAUUUCUUCUUCAUUUGAAAUUGCAUGGUUAUUGCAAGUUAAUUACUUAAUGUACAUACCAUAUUUACAUAAUGGGCCGAUUGGUCAGAACUUUGUUAAAGUUGACAUGAUUAGUGACGUUGUUGUUAACUUUUAAACACAAACUAUUUGAUGAUAUGUUCACUUAUUUAAAUAUGAACAAGAACAGCUGAAACAAUUGUCAUUCAUCUUGUUAGAAUACUGAAGAUCACAAGUGUGUCCAUUAAACUUCCAGAGCAGUAAAUAUAUAAAAGUUAACAACGAUGACGUUAACAACAUUGUUGACUUUAAUGAACUUCUGAACAACCAGCCCAAUGUCAGUUAGAAAGAGUUUUAAUCCUAUUAUUGUAUUGUGAAAACUUUAAUUUAGUAUUUGCAAUGAUGUUAUAUUCACUCAUUAAAUUGAAUUGUUAAAAGAGGGACAAUAUAGAUCACACAAAAUAAGUUUCUUUGAACAAGGAAUUGUUUCAUUGUUAUGACAAACGGAGCAAUAUAUAACAAGACUCUUUAAUGUGUAUUUUAAUCGUUCGUUUUUUUGUUAAUCGAUGAUUUGUGCAUGUAAUGCAUGUAUGUUCAAUAAAAAGUAAAUUUGA